Acinonyx jubatus (cheetah) is the source of this 2879-nucleotide messenger RNA. RefSeq names its product netrin 5 (gene NTN5). The record is from RefSeq and is a predicted model, not a curated record. Gene Ontology annotation, molecular function: protein binding. The transcript has 8 exons. The coding region runs from base 1234 to 2514 and encodes 426 amino acids. Lineage: Eukaryota; Metazoa; Chordata; Mammalia; Carnivora; Felidae.
CCCUGUGAUCUAGGGGUGUCUCUGCCCUCGAGCUCCUUCUCUCGCGGUUAACUGCUCCUCCGGGCUUAAUUUCAAAUCCGAUGCCCUUGUCCUGGCUCCCGGCUCGUGCUGGCGGGUGAUGGCCACCCGGAACGAGAAUCACACAGCCCCUUGGCUGUGCUCUCCCGACCCCAGCACAGGGUCCUGCCAGCGGACCCCCAAAUCCCUGUCAGGGUCGGGUCCUCGUGGCACCGAAACGAAGGCACUCAAGGGCGCAGCAGCAAAUAUCUGUGCCCUAUCCUCUCGAGACUCCCCCGCCCCAGCUUUUCUCAGCGGGAAGUGAAGGAGAGCCUUAUUUUUCUAGUCAAAACCAUCGGAUUGUCAGUCACAUCAGCAUGACAAUUUCCGUGAGUGAAGUGUUGAGGCCUCGCAGGAAAGGCCUUUCCGCUUUGAGCUGGGGUCCCUGCUUCCUCCCUCCAACGCUAGGUCCUAGGUCGAGUGACUCUUAUCCCCUCUCCUCCUUCCCCACCCACCAUCUCAGAAAGCGGCCCAAUUCUUUGGGUUUCCCGGUGGCUGUCCAGAUCCCCCCCAAAGCACCGAUUUUUGCGGUUUGAAAAUGACUGACCUUUAUCCUCAGUUCACCCACAGCUGACAGAAGGUUCCAGAGGGGAGGAGGCUCUGGCUGGGGGUCCCCCUUCAGUGUGAGCCAGGGGCCGCCCUGAAGCCGCCUGGCCGGUCAGCCCCUUCCCUUCCCCAUCGAUUGCACCACCACGUGGUGGGCUCAGCCCAGCGGACUGCCUGCCCUUGGGAGUCCUGGGGCAGGGGUCUAAGUGUGAGUGCGGUGGGGACCCGAGACCCGGGAAAGCCCACCUGGCCGGCUGUCCCAUCCUACCUGCCUUGAGCCUCCUGGGCCAGCCUGCUCAGGGCUGUCCCCCUCGGGCGAUGUCCUUGGCGCUCCACAUAGUCCUGGGUGGCGGGCUGGCUGGGGUCCCUGUGGGGAGAGCAUGGCUGCGGUUGGCGAAGGGGAUUGGGGCGGGGGGUGGGGGGGGGGAGCGGUGGUGGUGUUGGAUUCUGCGGGCUCUGCUCUGAGCUCCCGCCCAGAACCCCCACUAGCCUGGGGCCUGGCCACAGCCACUCUGCACUCACUCCUGAGAGCCCACGCCGCCGCCGAGCUCCCGCGGGACGGGAGAGCACGGGAGGAACGCACCGCAGAGGACAAUCUUCUUGGGUGCAGGUACUUGCUCUGCUAGGACCAUGCCCGUGACCUUUGCCCUCUUGCUCCUCCUGAGCCAGGCCACCGCAGACCCGUGUUACCAUCCAGGAUCCCCGGCCCUGGUCCUGUCUGCUGCCUGGGCCACCGGAGGCCCCUGGAGAUCACUGUGGCGCAGACCCGCCUGGCCUGGGGCCUUGGGGGGGCCCGAGAAGGUGACCUUCCGAGCCCCGCCGGGCCCUAAGUCCAGCGUGGUGGUCAGUCACCUCCGCGUGGAGUUCGGGGGCCGGGCGGGGCUGGCGGCAGGUGGCGUUCGAGGCCGCUGCCAGUGCCACGGCCACGCUGCCCGCUGCGCUGCCCGCGCCCGGCCGCCCCGCUGCCGCUGCCGCCACCACACCACCGGCCCAGGCUGCGAGAGCUGCCGCCCGUCCCAUCGAGACUGGCCCUGGCGGCCCGCCACGCCCCAGCACCCCCACCCCUGCCUGCCCUGUUCCUGCAACCAGCAUGCCCGACGCUGCAGGUUCAACUCGGAGCUGUUCAGGCUGUCUGGCGGCCGGAGCGGGGGCGUCUGUGAGCGGUGCCGCCACCACACGGCUGGGCGCCACUGUCACUACUGCCGCCCGGGGUUCUGGAGGGACCCCGGCCAGCCUAUCACCAGCCGCAAGGCCUGCAGGGCCUGCCAGUGUCACCCUAUUGGGGCGACGGGUGGCAUCUGCAACCAGACCAGCGGGCAGUGCUCCUGCAAGCUAGGGGUCACCGGCCUGACGUGCAACCGCUGUGGUCCUGGCUACCAGCAGAGCCGCUCUCCCAGGAUGCCCUGCCAGCGAAUUCCAGAGGCGACGACCCCCCUUGCUCCUACCCCUGGCGCUUACAGCUCCGACCCUCAGUGUCAAAACUACUGCAAUGUCUCGGACACCAGGGUACACAUGAGCCUUUGGAGGUAUUGCCGGCAGGACUACGUUCUCCGAGCCCAGGUCCUGGCGUCAGAGGCGGCGGGCCCGGCGUGGCAGCGGCUGGCCGUGCGCGUGCUGGCCGUGUACAAGCAGCGGGCGCGGCCCGUGCGUCGCGGUGGCCAGGACGCCUGGGUCCCCCGCGCCGACCUGGCCUGCGGCUGCUUGCGCCUGCGGCCCGACACCGACUACCUGCUGCUGGGCAGCGCGGCCGGCGGCCCCGACCCCGCGCGCCUGGUCCUCGACCGCCAUGGCGUCGCGCUGCCCUGGAGGCCACGCUGGGCCCGGCCUCUGCGGCGGCUGCAGCUGCAGGAGCGCGCCGGGGGCUGCCGCGGCCUGCGACCCCCCACCCCGAGCCCGGGACCCGAGCCCUAGAGCCCCACCUGGCCUCCGCAGCCGACGACGACAACGACGACGGAACUUGGGAGCGACCGCGAGCUGAACCUUCUACUUCGACGGCGCGUCCCUCUGCGAGCCAAUCAGGCGCCGUGGAGCCGCUGACGUCACUGGCACGCGCCAGGCUGGAGGGACGCUUCAGCGCAGGCGGCAGGCCGGGAGCCCGGCUUUUGGCCUCUUGCGAGGACAUUUGGCCUGUGAUCUGGGCAGCUAGUCCCCUAAAUAAAGUCUCAACUCUUGGGGAAUUUUGGCCACAGACACCUGAUAUGUGCUGGGAGGGCCUGGGAGGGGCAAAAUGAGGAAAACGUGCGGAGCUGAAGUAUGGCAGUGCCCCCUGACAAAAU